This is a messenger RNA of Triticum urartu, 2858 nucleotides long. RefSeq lists its product as uncharacterized. The record is from RefSeq and is a predicted model, not a curated record. Lineage: Eukaryota; Viridiplantae; Streptophyta; Magnoliopsida; Poales; Poaceae.
UUCCUUCCCAAUCCCUAAUCACGGCCGCAACCUCCAUCCCAACGAGGGCAUCGGCCGCGGCAGCAUGCAUCCGCAGGCACAAUCGCCACGGCGGAUUUCGUCUUCCCUGGCGAUCUCAGCGACGGCCACGUCUGCCCUGGCGAUCUCAGCGACGGCCACGACGGGAUGCAUCUCCGAACUCCCCAUCAGCUUCGUGGAAAAAUUCUCAUCACGUGAUAAGCUGCAACAGAUCGUCACGGCGGCUUCUACUGUUAAGGAUGUUGAACAUGCAUCAGCGGUGAUCCAUAAUUCAAGUGUUGACCAUUGGUGUGCCUCUGCAUCUAGCCAUGGUGUGGCCCAUCUCACUUGCCCUGCUACGUCUGUUGAAAAUACUAGUGCUGCAGAAUAUGAACCAAACUUCAGUAUGGUGGAUGGAGCUUCAGCUACAGAAUCAGGUAAAAGCUUGCAAACUCAAAUGAAUGAGCGAGAAUUUGCUACGCCAAGAAAGAAAGAAAGCAUUCCCCUAUUCUGCUCGUCUUUUACGCCGAGUUGCGACGAAAAAUUGAAGCCUAAAGUAGGGAUGGCAUUUGAAGGGCUUGAGGCUGUGGAGGAGUUCUACAAGUCGUAUGCACAUCAUGUGGGUUUUGGAGUUCGUGUCGGACAGCAGAAAAAGUUGAACAAAGAAGUGGUUCGGACAAAGCGUUUCAUGUGCAGCAGGGAAGGAUUUAGGACUGAGAAGAACAAGGAGACUAAAGACCCAUCAAACCAAUCAAAGAAAAGCCGUAAGAAUACAACCACACGAUGCGGUUGUGAUGCACAUAUCUUCGUCAAAUUGUGUGGCGACAACACCUACAAGAUACAAUCAUGGGUUGAGCACCAUAGCCAUGGCCUUGUAUCACCUGAUAAACGUCACUUGAUCAGAUCAAAUCAUAAAGUUAAUGAGAGGGCAAAAAAUAUGUUGUACACAUGUCACAAAGCAAGCAUAGGUACAUGCCAGGCGUACAGGCUCCUUCAAGUCAGCGAAGGUGGAUUUCCGUAUGUUGGAUGCAGCAAGAGGGACCUGCAAAACUACUACCGUGACCUCAGGCUUAAAAUUAGGAACGCCGAUGCUCAAAUGUUUGUCGCUCAGCUAGCUAGAAAGCAAGAAGUCAAUCCAGCUUUCUUCUAUGAUUUUGUUGUUGACAAAGAGGGGAACUUAAUGUAUGUUUUCUGGGCAGAUGCCAUGAGUAGGAAAAACUACAGUCACUUUGGGGGUGAUGGUGUGGUAUCCUUCGAUUCUACUUACACCACUAAUCAAUACGACAUGAUCUUUGCACCAUUUACAGGGGUCAAUCAUCACUUACAGAGUGUGUUUUUUGGUGCGGCAUUCUUGUGCAAUGAGCAGACUGAGUCAUAUGUUUGGUUACUCGAGACCUUCCUUAUAGCAAUGGGAGGGGUAGCACCUAGACUCAUUAUAACAGAUGAAGCUGUUAGCAUGAAGAAUGCGAUUGAAACAAUUUUUCCGACCACAGUGCAUAGGUUAUGUAUGUGGCACAUAAUGGAAAAACUUCCGGAGAAGAUUGGACCAAUAAUUAGAGAAGAGUCUGAAUUUUGGGACAAGAUGAAUUCGUGUGUAUGGGGUUCGGAAACUCCAGCAGAGUUUGAAUCACAAUGGAAUUCCGUCAUUACGGAGUAUGGCUUGGAGGAAAAUGAGUGGCUGGUUAAAAGAUUUAGCAUUCGCGAGUCAUGGAUACCAGCUUACUUUAUGGACAUACCAUUGGCGGGUAUUCUCCGAACCACUUCAAGGUCUGAAAGUGCAAAUUCAUUUUUUAACCGUUUUAUUCAUCGUAAGCUUGCUUUGGUUGAGUUCUAGCUUAGGUUUGACACAACAUUAGAAUGCCAACGAGAAGAAGAGUUGAUUGCUGACAAGUCAAGCAUUCAUACAACCCCGCAACUAUUGACACCAUGGGAAAUGGAGAAACAAGGUAGAGGUGUGUUUACAUAUGAGGUGUUUGAGAAAUUUCAGAAAGAGAUUGUUGCAGCAAGAGACCAUUGUUGCAUCCAAGGCAUUGCACAAGAUGGAACACUAAAAAUAGUGACAUUGAGAGGUCGAUCCCAUAGGAUUAGGGAAGUUCAGUGUGACACCACAACCAUGAUAGCUCAUUGUUCAUGUAAGUUAUUUGAAACAAUUGGAAUCCCGUGCCGCCAUAUCAUGCAGGUGUUGAGGACUGAAAAUCAAAAUGAACUUCCAUCGUACUACAUUAUGAAAAGAUGGAAGAAACGGUGCAAAAGGGAGAAUGUGUAUGAUGAGCAUGGGAAUUUAAUAGAAGAGAAGGCAACCGAUUCGUUGAAUGAAGCUACGAGGAAGAAGAUUUCAAUUGUACGCAACAAGUUGGAAGAUCUAAUUCAGAAGGCCAAGCACUCGGAUGAAGGCAUGGAUUUUCUAACAUCAAGUGUAUUAAAUAUUGAAGCACCUUUGGAUGAAAUGGUUCCUACAUCAGGUGUGAAGCACACUAGACAAGAUGAGUAUGAGGCUUUUAUUGGUUGCAAUAUUCCUACUGAAAUUGACAUACACCCACCAACUGAUGUUCGCACGGUGGGAAGAUGCAAAAGAAUAAAGAGAGAAAAGGAAAUAAGUGAGGAGGAACAGAAAAAGAAGAAGAAGAAGAAGGAAGCCAAGGUAAAGGUUGCACGCUUGUGCAAGACGUGCAAACAAAUAGUUUUUCAUGAUAGUCGCAAUUGUCCUAGCAAAAAAGAAGGCAAAGGGGCUGAGACUGUGCUGCAAAUGAAGCCAAGUGGUGCUCCAUGAUGGCUCUCAGUCUGUUGAAAAACAUGAAUUUGUAUUAGUGAGAUACUAAUAUUAUUUCCUUGAUGUAUUGAAUUCUUAUGAUUGAUGGAAA